This is a messenger RNA of Eimeria mitis, 495 nucleotides long. RefSeq lists its product as uncharacterized. The coding region runs from base 1 to 495 and encodes 164 amino acids. Lineage: Eukaryota; Apicomplexa; Conoidasida; Eucoccidiorida; Eimeriidae. The transcript has 2 exons. The record is from RefSeq and is a predicted model, not a curated record.
AUGGGGCCCCCCCCUUCUGUGUGUGCUGCUGGGGGCCCCCCGUCCCCCCAGUGGGCCUCUGCCGCUACCCCCGGCGAGUUGGGUUCAGACCCUCGGCUGUCUCUUCUGAGCACUGCCAGCGAGAGUACUGCAGCGCCGCUGCGGACGGGGGGCCCCCCAAGCUCUCCUGGGGGCCCCCCGGGGGCCCCCCAAAGGACAGCGAACCCAAGCCAGGCACCAUCAUCAGCUGAAACACCCAGAAGGAUUAGCGCUGCGGGGGCCCCCACACAAUCCACGCAGCAGCAGCUGCAGCAGCAACAACAACAACAACAGCAGCAGCAGCAGCAGCAGCAGGAGGGGCAAAUGACCCCCAACCAGAGCACACUCCAGCAGGGGCAACAACAGCAGCAGCAGCAGCAGCAGCAGCAGCAGCCAACACAACAGCCGCCACAACAGGAACAACAGGCACAGCAGCAGCCGCAGCAGCAGCAGCAGCAACAGGCAUUUCAGCGUUGA